AUGCUAACAAGAUCCAGGAUUCAACGAGGCGAAGGCAAGCUUGAAGAAUAUAAUCCUAAGAUCGGAAAACGAAGAACUAAUCCACCAUCACAGAUGGAAGGAAAAGGUGGUGAAGAAGGUUCCGAAGAUAAGAGUAUUCAGAAGACUCUUCAAAAUUUGGAAACCAUUGUACAAGUUUUAGUACAAGAGAGAGAGGACAAGAUGCGAAGACGUGCAGCUCGUGAGAACAAAGGGAAAAGACCAAGAGGUGACCAUGAGCCUCCAAAAACACCCCCAUCUCCUUCUUCUCCUUCUUCCCCGUCUUCUCCCUCUUCUACUCAUUCUGAGUCUUCUUCUCUUUUCAAGAGUUCACAUAAGCCUAAGAUUAAAUUGGAUGUAAAAUUUGAUCUACCAAAGUAUUGUGGGGAAUUAAAUGCUGAAAAAUUAGAUGAUUGGAUUCAACAGGUUGAAGUCUAUUGUAGAGUCCAAAACCUCUUAGAUGAUGCCGAUAGGAUCCAGUUAGCUACUCUUCAGUUAGGAGGUACAGCUCUAACCUGGCAAGGGAAAGGUCAGUCUGUCCAGGAUUACACCCAUGAAUUCAGAAAGAAGGCUAUUGCAUUAAAUGUUCCAUUGUAUACCCAGGACACGUUGCUUAAGUACAUAGGUGGUCUUCACUCUUAUCUGAGACAUUCAAUUUUGGUCUUGAAUCCUAGUAACUUAGAUGAAGUCUGUGUUCAAGCCACACACCUAGAGUCAAGAGGUAAGGGUUCUUUUAUUGAUAAGUCUGAUAAGAAGCCAUCUAAGUCUGAGAAUAAAUCCCAAAACAAAGGGAAGGGGAAAAAGAUAGCUACAGUGAAGAAAGAGGGUGAAAAACCCACAUGCUCACAUUGCACGAAAGAAGGGCAUGAUGAUUCUAGGUGCUGGAAGCUGCACCCUGAAAAGAGGCCAAAGAGAUAUGGUGGAAACAAAGACAAACAAAAGACUGUUGCUAUAGUUCAACAGGAUCUUGGAUCUGACUCUGGCGAUGAGACAAAGAUUGUUGCUGCUGAAAUCCAUGGUAAAGAAAAAGGUAGGUCCCUCUCAUCAGCUACAAGUUCUUCUAAUAUAAGUGCAAGUACAAGUAAAGAUUCUACUCCUAAGAAUGAUAAGCAAAGGAAUAAAUUAUUUUAUAUUCGGGUUGUUAUCAAACAUACUAAAGUUGAUACAUUAUUUGAUACGGGUUCUCAAGUUAACUUGAUAUCUGAAGAAAUUGUUAGAAAGCUUAACUUGACUACAAUACCUCAUCCAAAACCAUACCCUCUGGGAUGGGUUUGCAAUGAUUCACAAUUGCAAGUAACUAAACAAUGUAAGAUAAGAUUUGCUAUCACUGCAAACUUUGUAGAUGAGGUAGAAGCUGAUGUAGUCCCUUUAGAUAUUUGUGGCCUUGUACUUGGGAGUCCUUAUCUAUAUGACCGACAAGCUAUAUUCUAUAGGGGGGAGAACAAGUAUCAUCUUUUUAAAGAUAAGAUUGAAUACAUUGUACGGGCACAUAAGAAAAAGACUAAUCUUGCACUAGUUAAUGCUGGUCAAAUGAAAAGGUUGGUCAAUUCUAGUAAGAACUUUGUGUUAAUGCUUGUAAAAGCCAAAGAAGAUGAAACAUCUGAGGCAUUUAAAGGAUGUGAUCCUAAACAUAAGGCUGAAAUGGUCAAAGUUGUUUCUGCUUAUGAUGACUUGUUUCAGGAACCAAAAGGAUUGCCUCCUAAGAGAGAGAUACAACAUGAGAUCCAGUUGCAGCAGGAUGUGCCACUUCCAAACAUUAGCAUGUACCGGUUGUCAGUCUUGCAAAAUGAAGAGAUCAAAAAGCAGGUUCAGGAGCUGGUUGAGAGAGGAGUUAUUCAUCCUAGUACAUCUCCUUGCGGUUCUCCUAUUGUGUUGGUUCCAAAGAAAGAUGGGACUUGGAGAAUGUGCAUCGACUACAGAGCUUUGAACAAGAUAGCGGUAAAGAACAAGUACCCUCUUCCUAGAAUUGAUGAUUUACUUGAUCAGUUGAAACAUGCAAUUUAUUUCACUAAGUUAGACUUGCGUAGUGGAUAUCAUCAGAUACAAAUUGCAGAAAAUGAUAUUUGA
Molecule: messenger RNA, 2085 nt
Organism: Cryptomeria japonica (Japanese cedar)
Lineage: Eukaryota; Viridiplantae; Streptophyta; Pinopsida; Cupressales; Cupressaceae
Exons: 2
Coding region: 1-2085 (694 amino acids)
Source: RefSeq, a predicted model, not a curated record